AGAAGUGACCAUUCAACAGAUGACAGGAACUUUUCUUGAAAAGCUUGCUGUACGGAGUAACCUGGAUUGUCUUUUUCACCCAAUCUUUAAAAAGCGUAUUGCUAAAAGUAGCAAUGGAGUGGAGGAUUAUUGUACUUGUUCUUCUGUGUCUAACUGCAGCAACAACAUCUGCAACAGUUACGAAUGAAACUGCAACUCCAGUUACGGAUCAAAAUGCAACUAUAGUUACGAAUGAAACUGCAACUCCAGUUACGGAUCAAAAUGCAACUAUAGUUACGAAUGAAACUGCAACUCCAGUUACGGAUCAAAAUGCAACUAUAGUUACGAAUGAAACUGCAACUCCAGUUGUGAAUCAAAAUGCAACUAUAGUUACAAAUGAAACUGCAACUCCAGUUGUGAAUCAAACUGCAACUCCAGUUACGAAUGAAACUGCAACUCCAGUUGUGAACCAAACUGCAACUAUAGUUACAAAUGAAACUGCAAUUCCAGUUGUGAAUCAAAAUGCAACUAUAGUUACGAAUGAAACUGCAACUCCAGUUGUGAAUCAAAAUGCAACUAUAGUUACGAAUGAAACUGCAACUCCAGUUGUGAACCAAAAUGCAACUAUAGUUACGAAUGAAACUGCAAUUCCAGUUGUGAAUCAAAAUGCAACUAUAGUUACGAAUGAAACUGCAACUCCAGUUGUGAAUCAAAAUGCAACUAUAGUUACGAAUGAAACUGCAACUCCAGUUGUGAAUCAAACUGCAACUCCAGUUACGAAUGAAACUGCAACUCCAGUUGUGAACCAAAAUGCAACUAUAGUUACGAAUGAAACUGCAACUCCAGUUGUGAACCAAAAUGCAACUAUAGUUACGAAUGAAACUGCAACUCCAGUUGUGAAUCAAAAUGCAACUAUAGUUACGAAUGAAACUGCAACUCCAGUUGUGAAUCAAAAUGCAACUAUAGUUACGAAUGAAACUGCAACUCCAGUUGUGAAUCAAACUGCAACUCCAGUUACGAAUGAAACUGCAACUCCAGUUGUGAAUCAAACUGCAACUCCAGUUACGAAUGAAACUGCAACUCCAGUUGUGAAUCAAAAUGCAACUAUAGUUACGAAUGAAACUGCAACUCCAGUUGUGAAUCAAACUGCAACUCCAGUUACGAAUGAAACUGCAACUCCAGUUGUGAAUCAAAAUGCAACUAUAGUUACAAAUGAAACUGCAACUCCAGUUGUGAAUCAAAAUGCAACUAUAGUUACGAAUGAAACUGCAACUCCAGUUGUGAAUCAAAAUGCAACUAUAGUUACGAAUGAAACUGCAACUCCAGUUGUGAAUCAAACUGCAACUCCAGUUACGAAUGAAACUGCAACUCCAGUUGUGAAUCAAAAUGCAACUAUAGUUACGAAUGAAACUGCAACUCCAGUUGUGAAUCAAAAUGCAACUAUAGUUACAAAUGAAACUGCAACUCCAGUUGUGAAUCAAAAUGCAACUAUAGUUACGAAUGAAACUGCAACUCCAGUUGUGAAUCAAACUGCAACUAUAGUUACAAAUGAAACUGCAACUCCAGUUACGAAUGAAACUGCAACUCCAGUUAAGAAUGAAACUGCAACUCCAGUUGUGAAUCAAACUGCAACUCCAGUUAAGAAUGAAACUGCAACUCCAGUUACGAAUGAAACUGCAACUCCAGUUACGAGUCAAACUGCAACUCCAGUGACGACAGUCUCCACACCUGCUAAAGUUGCACAGAUUAAUUUAGGCUUCAGUAUUGUUCAAGACUUCCAGGAAAUCUACUCCGAUCUCAGUAAUCCUGACACCAUAAAGCUGUCAAAUAGCAUCAUCAAUGAGUGUUCUCGAGUUUACAAAAGACGUUUUCCAAAAUUCUCCCGCAUGUUCAUUCGGAAGUUCAGCAAGGGCUCCAUUGUGGUUGAUUCUGUCCUCGAGUUUGACUCCACGAAUGCCACUAGUCCCAAUGUGACAGAUGUGAAAGACACCCUUGUUACAGCUAUCACGAAUGGAAAUUUCAGCUUCAAUAUUAAUGACUCAUCCAUCAAUACUACUGCUAUCACAGAAACCAGUGCAGCAACAACAUCUGCAACAGUUACGAAUGAAACUGCAACUCCAGUUACGGAUCAAAAUGCAACUAUAGUUACGAAUGAAACUGCAACUCCAGUUGUGAAUCAAACUGCAACUAUAGUUACAAAUGAAACUGCAACUCCAGUUGUGAAUCAAACUGCAACUCCAGUUACGAAUGAAACUGCAACUCCAGUUAAGAAUGAAACUGCAACUCCAGUUACGAAUGAAACUGCAACUCCAGUUGUGAAUCAAACUGCAACUCCAGUUACGAAUGAAACUGCAACUCCAGUUAAGAAUGAAACUGCAACUCCAGUUACGAAUGAAACUGCAACUCCAGUUGUGAAUCAAACUGCAACUCCAGUUAAGAAUGAAACUGCAACUCCAGUUACGAAUGAAACUGCAACUCCAGUUGUGAAUCAAACUGCAACUCCAGUUACGAAUGAAACUGCAACUCCAGUUAAGAAUGAAACUGCAACUCCAGUUACGAAUGAAACUGCAACUCCAGUUACGAGUCAAACUGCAACUCCAGUGACGACAGUCUCCACACCUGCUAAAGUUGCACAGAUUAAUUUAGGCUUCAGUAUUGUUCAAGACUUCCAGGAAAUCUACUCCGAUCUCAGUAAUCCUGACACCAUAAAGCUGUCAAAUAGCAUCAUCAAUGAGUGUUCUCGAGUUUACAAAAGACGUUUUCCAAAAUUCUCCCGCAUGUUCAUUCGGAAGUUCAGCAAGGGCUCCAUUGUGGUUGAUUCUGUCCUCGAGUUUGACUCCACGAAUGCCACUAGUCCCAAUGUGACAGAUGUGAAAGACACCCUUGUUACAGCUAUCACGAAUGGAAAUUUCAGCUUCAAAAUUAAUGACUCAUCCAUCAAUACUACUGCUAUCACAGAAACCAGUGUGACUCCGACUGAAGCUGCAACAGUAUCUUCAGCAGCUGCUAACAAUACAGAAUACAAUAUAACCUUCAAACUGAAUGAUGACUUUAAACAGGAUCUUUUAAAUAUAUCAUCUGAAGCAGCCACAACGCUGGCAACAAACAUCACCUCUGAGCUUAAUGGAUUUUACAUUGGUUUUAAGAACUUCAAGCGCUCGUUGGUUUCGCGGUUCAGUUCUGGCUCUAUUGUGGUAGAUGGUCUACUUGGAUUUGACAAUAUUCUUGCUAAUAAUCCUACUUCGUCAGACCUGGCGAGGGGUCUUGCUGAAGCUGUCAGAAAUGGAACAGUCAAAUUAUCAGUUGAUCCAAAAACUAUCAGAGUUACAGAUUCCUUAGGAGUCACUGCUAACCGGUCUCCAGUCCUGGCUAGUAUGCUCACAGCUUUGUGGAUGACCCUCGCGUCGCUUCUUUUGUCAGCUGUGAUGCACUAAUCACAAAAUCAUGUACUGUGACAUCUUGGAUAUUUUUGGUCAAAUCACAGAGCAAAACGAGUCUAUAGCUGUAAUAUUUACUGGUCUGUUUUGCCACAUAUAGAGUCUGGUGAUACAAAAGCUAUGUGUGAGUUAUAUUUUUUUUAAAAAGGGCAUUUUUCCUCUGUUCACUGCUGGAGGAAUGAGGAUCGGUUGAAACCAAAUCUGAACAUUCCAUUCAAGUGGCAAUGUAUUAGUUAGCUGCUGAAGAUUUAUUUAAUUUUUUUGUAACCAACAUGUGCAAUGUAUUUAAUCUUUGAGUAAUAGUAAUGAAAAAAUGUUCUGAUAAAUCUGAACAUUCCUCUAUGCCACAGAAAUGGCACAAGUGAAAUGUCUAUAUUCUAAAGGUACUAAUGUGAUUCAGUACUGACAAUGUUUUUCUUCUUUUCAAUAAAAUAUAUCUACCAAUA
Pimephales promelas (fathead minnow) is the source of this 3862-nucleotide messenger RNA. NCBI's taxonomy places the organism in Eukaryota, Metazoa, Chordata, Actinopteri, Cypriniformes, Leuciscidae. The record is from RefSeq and is a predicted model, not a curated record.